Melanaphis sacchari is the source of this 234-nucleotide messenger RNA. RefSeq lists its product as uncharacterized. NCBI's taxonomy places the organism in Eukaryota, Metazoa, Arthropoda, Insecta, Hemiptera, Aphididae. The annotation marks the transcript as partial. The transcript has 2 exons. The record is from RefSeq and is a predicted model, not a curated record.
AUGAUAACAAAAACUAUUAAAUCGGUUGCUGAUGAAAAAUAUACUGAUUAUUGGACGUUGGCACAUUAUAAAACAAAAAACAUUGAACAUAUUGAUGCUAAAGACAGGUGGAAACAUGCAGAAUGUUCAUUAAAACUAGCGAUAACAGACCAGUCGAAAGAUCAGAAUGUUUUAGGAGAGCUGAAUGAAAUUGUUCAAACGCCCUUUGAUCGUUUUAUGAAAGACCCAAAAAAA